AUGACACAGAAGUCUUGGCUCGAGCUAUCGGACGACGAUGAGGAGGCGGACUCCGGUCAGGUGCGCCAAAUUUUAGAAGAGCGCCUGCGCCGACGGAAAGAAGAGGCGGAGAAGAUUACCGCGGGAUUGCAGCGCAGCCAGACGGUAGGUCACACGUCGGCGAGGAAGGUGUCCAAUUACGGGUUGCAGUCGACGACGUCUUACGGUGGUUUCCAUAACAGUUCCCAUCAAGGUGGUUCCCAUCAAGGUGGUUCCCAUCAAGGUGGUUCCCAUAACGGCGGUUCCCAUAGCGGCGGUUUCCAUGGCGGCGGUUUCCAUGGCGGGGGCGGUGGCGCGCCGCGGAAGGUGGCCAAUUACGGAUUGGAGGAGCGGCCUGCGCGUAAUGCGGCCGGCGUCCGGUCGGUAGCGAGUGUGGACCUGACGCCUCCGGCGACGCCUUUGUAUAGUGAGGUGGAUGACGACAUUGUGUUUUCCGAGACGUUCGAUAUUUGGUACACAGAUCCCACAGCGUUAAGCACACGCGGGACCAGCAAGGACUUGUACGAGACGGCGUGCUGCUAUGUGGGUAACUUCAACAAGUUGUCAGAAUUUUACGCGUUCCACAAUGCCAUCGAUUGGGAUCAUAUCCCCGACGGUAGCGUAGUCGCCUACUGCCGUAAAGACGUCAAGCCACAAUGGGAGGACCCGAGAAAUGAGGACGGCGGCCGAUUCCUCUUCAAGCAUUGGCCACGGCCGGAAGCCGAACGUAUCUUCACCAAAAUCGCACUCGGCUUUCUAUCUGGCAUGCUGCUAGACUGGCCCAACUACAACCUCGUCUCGCUCCACGUACGCUCCUCUGCCCGCGGCUCGGACAUCCAACUCUGGCGCAAGUGCCAACACCAAGGCACCGGCCUCACCACCGGCCUAGUACUGAGCGAUAUCCGUAACCUCUUCUUCGCCGGGGAAAAAGACCCCACCGAAAAGGAUACCGACAGCGGCCGGAUCAAGAUCGGGAACGCCACCGUGACCUGGAUGGUAAACUUCAGCAGCGUCGCACGUAACGGCAAUCGACUGCAACAUUUCGAACAACGAAAAAAGAAUCUCCGCUCCAGCACUUCCUUCGGAGGACCCAGCUCCGGAGAACCCUGUUCCGGAGCCAGCGGUUCUGCGUCGACCACCAGUCCUGCGUCAACCGCCGGUCCUGUUUCGAGCGGUCAUGCCAUGUCCAGCGGUGCUCGGAAAUUCAAGUUCGGAGGACUCGCGGAGUUGCUGUCGCAUGACGACACCACCCCGGGCAGCGCCUCCAGCUCCUGUCGAGACUUUGGCGAGGCGUCCAGUCCCGGCGGUGGCAGUACUUCCGGGUCGCCUGUUUGGACACCCGGGUCACCGGGCAACGGACUGACCCGGACGCGCACCUACGCCAGCCCACGGAGCCCCUACCCGGACUACGACGCACCGGUGCAACUGCAGGCCUACCAACGAGCCAUUGCUCUCAAGCAACAGGGACAGGGGCAAUAA
Molecule: messenger RNA, 1497 nt
Organism: Gregarina niphandrodes
Lineage: Eukaryota; Apicomplexa; Conoidasida; Eugregarinorida; Gregarinidae
Product: eukaryotic initiation factor 4E
Exons: 2
Coding region: 1-1497 (498 amino acids)
Biological process (GO): translational initiation
Cellular component (GO): eukaryotic translation initiation factor 4F complex
Molecular function (GO): translation initiation factor activity; RNA 7-methylguanosine cap binding
Source: RefSeq, a predicted model, not a curated record